UUUGAACUUCAAACGCGAGAAAAGUAGCACAGACCGGGCGAGAGAUACGGAUGCGAAGCGAUUAAAAACUAAAGCUCGGCAACAAAAACAUGACAUUAAAAUAUGUAGCAAACGCAGCCGCAUACAUCUAUGUGUAAAUAGUUGCCGGUUUGGAGCGAUUCUGGCAUUAUAAAACUGCAAAACAAAAAUCAUGUGCGAAUCCAAAAAUGUGAAAGACAUUCGGAAAUUGACGUAUCCAAACUUACACGUGUUUUCAAAGAGAUCGCAAUAAAUACGCAUAUAGAUUGCCGUGCCAGUGAAUAAGAAUGAGAAUGAGCCACCGAAGCACCUUUACUGAUGGAAACUCAUUUGCGAUUAGUUUUUGUCUGUUGCUGGCUAUUUUCGGCAGGUAUUGCGGCGCCACGUAUGCUCCAGAUGAUUCCCCGACCCUGACAACUACGUCCACAACGGUGGCAGCUGAGAUGCCGGCUCUGAACCCCGGCCACAGCUGCGUUAAUUGGACGGCAGCGCCGGAGGCUGCAGACGGAAACUGCACCCGCCUAACGCGCCAUGGAUUGAUCAGGUGCUAUGGCGGCAUGAAUAACCUGGCAUCGUUAAAUUCCAAGCUGGGAAAACUCUUUCCGGCACAACAGAUGCUGUUGUGCGGCUGGCCCAAGGAAGCCUUUAACCCGCUGGGCGAAUUGCAAAAGUUUCCCCAUCUGCGCUCCUUGACCAUCGAAUACAGCGGCUUCACAGAGUUCAUAUUCGACUUUCCGGAUAUGUUCCAUCUGCAGGCAAUUAACAUAUCCUGGACGAAUCUCUCGUACAUCUCUGCGCGCACCUUUAAGCGUGUGCAUGCGUUGCAAAUUUUGGAUUUGCGCUGGAACCAGCUGAUCCAGCUGGAUGGACCGCUGAUAUUGCCACGCACCUUCCAGCAGCUGUACCUGGCGGGCAAUCCGUGGAACUGUACUCGCAACUUCAAGUGGCUCUUGUUGCAGCCGGAGAAGGGUCGGCUGGUAGCCGAUCGCGAGGAGCUUAUCUGCACCGACCGCAAGUACAAGGAGCGACAAAUGCUGCUUGUCAUGCACUACAAGGUGGUGCUGAGAAGAGAGUGCCAAUCGCAUGCGGAUCUCCUGAACUGCACAUGCGUAAUGCAUCACAUAAUUCCCAAGGCAUACAUUCCACUUUACACGGUCAACUGCUCGCAUCUCCAGUUUCAAAGCUUGCCCGCGUAUUUGCCAGAAAAUACAACUACAUUGUAUAUAAAUGAUAAUCAGAUCAGCGACAUUUAUCCACUGAAAGAUAAUCCACACUAUCGUCAUGUGGUGGAUGUGCAGCUGGAAAACAAUCGGAUCUCUAACAUUGACCUUCUAGAGGACACAUACUGGCUGCAAAACUUUCGCUUGCUCAAUCUGCAGGGAAAUCUGUUGCGAAAACUUCAGGUCUAUGCGCUGGACAAUGCCCUUAACGAUAACGAGAAUGCGAAUCUCCUGCUGCUUAGCAAGAAUCCCUGGCACUGCACAUGCAAGUUUGGAAUGCGACUGCGCGAAUUGCUAACCAAGUACAAGGACAUUGUUCGUGAUGCGUGGAACGUCACCUGCACCUAUAUGCAGGGUGACGAGCUACGCCUGGCCAAGGUGCUGUCGCUGACGCGUCACGACAUGUGCAACAUAAGCCCUGACGAUGGCAUGCGAAUCCAUCCCAUCGACUGGCUGAACUGCGUCCUGGCCAGUCUCAUCAUACUGAUACUUGGCAAGCUCGCCUAUGACUACUAUUUCUAUAAAUAUCACGGCCGGGUUCCUUGGAUAGUCUUGAAGAUGCCGUAGGAAAGCUCAGUUUUUAAAUAGUUGGUUCAAAGUAUUACAAAUGUAAAUAGUUGAGGGUGUUCGACUAGAGAUACCUUUUAGCAAAUUUUAUUACAGAGUAUAAUAAAAUAAAUGCUUUUUGAGUUGCGCUAUCAAAUAAGUUCACAUAGGGCAAUUUUAUCUUAUUAAAAUAAGAAUUAUUUAAUUUGUACUUUUAUAUUAUACAAAAUUUACGAAAAGUGUAAAUAUAUUUGUAACUGGAGCUUUUACGGAAGUAUUUCUUAAGCGAAAUAGUAAUUAUUGUAUAUUCAAGUAUUUGUAAUAGCUUUCUGUAUUUUUCUGUAUUUUAAUAGCAAAUUACUAAGUAAAUAUUUGCCUAUUUUA
Drosophila virilis is the source of this 2168-nucleotide messenger RNA. RefSeq names its product Protein singed wings 2 (gene swi2). Lineage: Eukaryota; Metazoa; Arthropoda; Insecta; Diptera; Drosophilidae. Gene Ontology annotation, cellular component: extracellular matrix. The record is from RefSeq and is a predicted model, not a curated record.